AUGUUGGGUCUACGUUAUAUUCAAUUACUCCUGGUUUUAGUGUGUUCUAUAUUAGCUGCCGCUAAAUCUGCUGUCGGAUCUCGUACUUUAGUUGUCUUUGAUGAUAGAGUAGAUGAUUUAUCAACCUAUUCUGAAUUUUUCAAUUUAUUAAAAGAUCAUGAAUUUGAUGUUACUACUUUAGAAUUAUCAGAUAAAUCAACAAAGAUUAACUUAUUUGAAAGAGACACCAGAUUAUAUGAUCAUUUAAUUCUAUUCCCAGUGAAAGGUAAGCAUUACUCUAAACAAUUGGCCGCUAAAAAAUUAAUACGUUUCAAUGAAGAUGGUGGUAAUGUCUUAGCUUUAACCGUUCCUCAAGUAUCAUCCGAUCCAAUACAUUUAUAUCUAAAUCAAUUAGGUAUUUAUCCUUCUCCACGUACUCAAUCAUUACAUGAUUUAUUCCAAGAUUCAACUGAUUUAUUAUUCUCUGUUGAACAAUUAGAAAAUGAAAUUGUUUAUUCUAAUUCAAAUGAAAAACAACAAGAUUCUUUCAAUUUUGGUGAAUCUGUUUCUGCUGCUUUAUUAGAUAAUCGUGAACAGAUUGUUCCAAUCUUACAAGCUUCCAAGACUUCUUUCACCAGUGGUAAUAAAUCUCGUGAAGCUAGUUGGACUGAUGGUUCUCAAGGUUAUGUCGUUGCUGGUUUCCAAAACUUAAAGAACGCUAGAUCUACUUGGAUUGGUUCUGUCCAAUUCUUAAGUAACAAACAUUUCAAACAAAAUCAAGAUUUAAUUAAUGAAUUGAUUAGUUGGACUCUGCAAGAAAAGGCUGUUAUUAAAGCUACUGAAGUCAAUCAUAGACAUUCUGGUGAUAAUCAAACCUCUUACGAUGAAUUACCUUACAAGGUCACCGAUAACGUUACAUACACUGUGUCAUUAACUCAAUGGGAUGGUCAAAAAUGGGUUCCAUACGUUUCUGAUGAUGUUCAAUUCGAAUUAAGACAAAUCGAUCCAUACUAUCGUAUCACUAUGAUUCCACAAGGUCCAUCUCCACAAGAUCCAACUUCUGAACUUUACUCUACAGGUUCUUUCAAAUUACCAAACCGUCACGGUAUGUUCACAUUUGUUACCGACUACAAGAGAUCUGGUCUUUCUUAUGUUCAUGAAGCUGAUGUUAAGGCAAUUCGUCAUUUAGCUAACGAUGAAUAUCCAAGAUCUUACGAAAUUUCAAACGCUUGGGUCUAUUUGGCUUCUAUUGCUACUGUGAUCAUUAGUUUCAUUGCUUUUGUUCUCUUUUUCAUUUCUACUCCAGCUUCUCUAAGUGAAGGUGUAUCCACUGAAAAGAAGACAAACUAA
Molecule: messenger RNA, 1329 nt
Organism: Maudiozyma saulgeensis
Lineage: Eukaryota; Fungi; Ascomycota; Saccharomycetes; Saccharomycetales; Saccharomycetaceae
Source: the annotation of a GenBank genome assembly